UUGCGCAUGCGCAGUUUAAGAUUUUUUAAAGCCGACUGACUGUCAUAUUACUCACGACACAUGCCUGAAUAUGAAUAAUUUAUAAUUAUAUAUUUAUAUUUCUAUGAAAGUUGUUCCCAAUUGGGCCCCGCACCUCCUUAGGCCGGUCCUGCCCCAAGUCUGGUUCAGUAAAAAACACUGACUCAAGCACUGGACCAACUAAACUUUAUUUUUAGAAUGAACAGCAAAUUCUAAUGCCUAAACCACCAUGGGUUCGAUCCUUGUCUCUGUCUGGCCAAGCCGUUCAGCCUUGUGCAAGCAGACAAACUCCAAAAGGUUACGCAGUCCCAAGCGUCCCCCCAGAAGAUCGACCGAUCUAAAAUGUCCACGAACUUUGAAGGGCCGAACUACAAAGGGGUGGUUGACAGACAGGAAACCAAGAGUAGGGAUUCACGGGUCCCUUUCAGAAUGGCAGGCAGUGACUAAUGGGGUGGUGGAGGAUGUUGUGAGAAUGCAGGGUGUCUUGGACAGGUUGGGUGAGUGGGCAGAUGCAUGGCAGAUGCAGUUUAAUGUGGAUAAAUGUAACGUUAUCCACUUUGGUAGCAAAAACAGAAAGGCAGAUUAUUAUCUAAAUGGUAUCAAGUUGGGAAAAGCGGAAGUAUUAUAGGAUCUGGGGGUCCUUGUUCAUCAGUCUAUGAGCAUGCAGGUACAGCAGGCAGUGAAGAAAGCGAAUGGCAUGUUGGCCUUCAUAACAAGAGGAGUUGAGUAUAGGAGAAAAGAGAUCCUCCUGUAGUUGUACAGUGCCCUAGUGAGACCCCAUCUGGGGUAUUGUGUGCAGUUUUGGUCCCCUAAUUUGAGGAAGGACAUUCUUGCUGUUGAGGGAGUGCAGUGUACGUUUACAAGAUGAAUUCCCGGGAUGGCGGGACUGUCAUCGGGACUGUUAGAUUAUGAAAGAAAACUGGUAGGGAACAUAAAAACUGACUGCAAAAGUUUUUAUAGAUAUGUGAAAAGAAAGAGGUUAGUUAAAACAAAUGUAGGUCCCUUGCAGUCAGAAACAGGUGAGUUGAUCAUGGGGAAAGGAUAUGGCGGACCAAUUGAAUAACUACUUUGGUUCCGUCUUCACUAAGGAAGACAUAAAUAAUCUGCCGGAAGUAGCAGGGGACCGCGGGUCAAAGGAGUUGGAGGAAUUGAGUGAAAUCCAGGUUAGUCGGGAAGUGGUGUUGGGUAAAUUGAAUGGAUUAAAGGCUGAUAAAUCCCCAGGGCCAGAUAAGCUGCAUCCCAGAGUACUUAAGGAAGUAGCUCCAGAAAUAGUGGAUGCAUUAGUAAUAGUCUUUCAAAACUCUUUAGAUUCUGGAGUAGUUCCUGAGGAUUGGCGAGUAAACGGGUCCUUUUCACAAUGGCAGGCAGUGACUAGUGGGGUACCGCAAGGCUCAGUGCUGGGACCCCAGCUAUUUACAAUAUAUAUUAAUGAUCUGGAUGAGGGAAUUGAAGGCAAUAUCUCCAAGUUUGCGGAUGACACUAAGCUGGGGGGCAGUGUUAGCUGUGAGGAGGAUGCUAGGAGACUGCAAGGUGACUUGGAUAGGCUGGGUGAGUGGGCAAAUGUUUGGCAGAUGCAGUAUAAUGUGGAUAAAUGUGAGGUUAUCCAUUUUGGUGGCAAAAAAGGGAAAGCAGACUUAUAUCUAAAUGGUGGCCGAUUAGGAAAAGGGGAGAUGAGGCGAGACCUGGGUGUCAUGGUACACCAGUCAUUGAAAGUAGGCAUGCAGGUGCAGCAGGCAGUGAAGAAAGCGAAUGGUAUGUUAGCUUUCAUAGCAAAAGGAUUUGAGUAUAGGAGCAGGGAGGUUCUACUGCAGUUGGUGAGACCACACCUGGAGUAUUGCGUACAGUUUUGGUCUCCAAGUCUGAGGAAGGAAAUUAUUACCAAAGAGGGAGUGCAGAGAAGGUUGGAUAGACUCGGCUUGUACUCGCUAGAAAUUAGGAGAUUGAGAAGGGAUCUUAUAGAAACUUACAAAAUUCUUAAGGGGUUGGAUAGGCUAGAUGCAGGAAGAUUGUUCCCGAUGUUGGGGAAGUCUAGGACAAGGGGUCACAGCUUAAGGAUAAGGGGGAAAUCCUUUAAAACAGAGAUGAGAAGAAUCUUUUUCACACAGAGAGUGGUGAAUCUCUGGAACUCUCUGCCACAGAGGGUAGUUGAGGCCAGUUCAUUGGCUAUAUUUAAGAGGGAGUUAGAUGUGGUCCUUGUGGCUAAGGCGAUCAGAGGGUAUGGAGAGAAGGCAGGUACGGGAUACUGAAUUGGAUGAUCAGCCAUGAUCAUAUUGAAUGGUGGUGCAGGCUCGAAGGGCCGAAUGGCCUACUCCUGCACCUAAUUUCUAUGUUUCUAUGUCAUAUGCUGAGAGAAUGGAGUGGCUGAGCUUGUAUACUCUGGAAUUUAGAAGGAUGAGAGGAUAUCUUUUUGAAACAUAUAUGAUUGUAAAGGGUUUGGAUAUGUUAGAGGCAGGAAACAUGUUCCCGAUGUUCGGGGAGUCCACAACCAAGGACCACAGUUAAAGAAUAAGGGGUAAGCCAAUUAGAACGGAGAUGAGGAAACACUUUUUCAUACAGAGAGUUGUGAGUCUGGAAUUUUCUGCCACAUAGGGUGGUGGAGGCCGGUUCUCUGAUACUUUCAAGAAAGAGCUAGAUAGGGAUCUUAAAGAUAGCGGAGUCAGGGGAUAUGGGGAGAAGGCAGGAACGGGGUACUGAUUGGGCAUGAUCAAGUUGAAUGGCGGUGCUGGCUCGAAGGGCCGCAUGGCCUUCUCCUACGUCUAUUGUCUAUUAUCCCAUUCGCAUCCCAUUCAGCUAGAUGAGAUUCAUCAUUUCGCUUCCCAGUAAUCAGGAGUUGAACAUUCUAUGUGAAGUAGUGAGUCACUUGCAUUUCAUCCAAUCUUGUGUACUGCAUUUGGUGUUCACAAGGUGGUAUUAUUUAUUUUAUUUAGUUUAGAGAUACUAGAUACUGCGCGGAAAUAGGCCCUUCGGCCCACCGAGUCUGCACCGACCAGUGAUCCCAGCACAUUAACACUAUCCUACACAUACUAGUGACAAUUUACACUGAUACCAGCCAACUAACCUGCAAACCUGUACGUCUUUGGAGUGUGGGAGGAAACUGAAACUGAAAAUCCACAUGGUCAUGGGGACAACGUACAAUGUCUGUACUAACAGCACCUGUAGUCUGAAUCAAACCUGAGUCUCGGGUGCUGCAAGCGCUUUAGGACAGCAAGGUUGCAAAUAUCGAACAAAUCUAUAUUUGCGCACGCUACAUUGGAGAGAAAUAUAGAUUUAGUGAUUCUGAGUGAUCCUGGACUUCCUGUUGCAUGCUAUUUUAUUUUUUAAUCCCAAUCCAAUUCGUACCUGUCUGUGUCCUCAAUACUAUAAGGACGUUAAAGAUAAACUAAACAACAUUUUUCCUUCUGUGUGGGCAUUUGGCAAUUCUUUUGAAUGAACAUUGAAUUUUACAACUUCAGAUAAAACCGCUCUAUUAUUGUUCCCCAUUAUCAUGCUUGUGUUCUGUUCUUAUCACGUUCCUUUAAAAUAUCAUGCGAAUGGGCAGUGCCCGUCCUCCUCAUAAAUGGAUCUGUUGACUUACAAAGCAUGUGCACUAUCUUGGACUGCCAACUUGAAAUUUACAUUAAUGUGCAAGUAUCGUGGGCAAGGAGUACCAAAACCAGAGUGCUGUGAGCAUACAACAUGGAAAUAGUCUGUAGGGAGCUAUAUUUUUGCGUGAACAGUAUUUAGUUUUGGGUUGUGUUAAAAGAGAUGUGGUAUAAUCUGCAGUUGGCAGCAGUUUAAUAAAGUGAAAUUGCAGCAUGACUUUGAUCAGCAGAGGGAGCCAUUUGACUUUGUGUGAACGUGCAGAUGUUUAGAAAAUCUCAGCUACAUCCUCCUUAAUCUUUGCAUGGUUUCCGAGUGCAUUCAAAUUUCUGCACUACAACUAAAUUGGUUCCUAAUUUAAAGACAAGUUGUGCUUUACUCAUUACUGCCCAGGAGGCAGUGGGCCAGGUGCAAAGGCAUCGUGAGGUCAGCAGCUGGGCAAGCUUAAUAUUUUUUUUUUAAUGUCAGUUUGGUUAUAAAUUUUAGUGAAUAUCUCGGGAAAUAAUUGAUCAAAUGUAUAGAGGUUUGGAUUUUUGAAAUCAUAAGGAAAAUUUCUACCAGAAGAUGUAAAAAUGUAACUGUUAUUGUGACAUCAGCAGCUGGGCAGUGGUCAGAUUUAAAAAAAAAUGUCAGGUUGGUCAACAAUUUUAAUACAAUUCAGGAAAAAAAUCUACCAAAUGUACAGAGGAGCGGAUUUCUAAAAUCACAAGGAAAAUCUCUACUGAAUUAUGUAAAAAUGUUCCCGUUUCGGCAUCUGGUUUUCGAGGAAAUACGUUUCAAAGGCAAAAUCUCACAAACACGCCCACACACGCACGCCCACACACGCACGCACGCCCACAC
Leucoraja erinaceus (little skate) is the source of this 4437-nucleotide messenger RNA. RefSeq lists its product as uncharacterized. Bases 1062 to 2264 code for a protein of 400 amino acids. The record is from RefSeq and is a predicted model, not a curated record. Lineage: Eukaryota; Metazoa; Chordata; Chondrichthyes; Rajiformes; Rajidae. The transcript is spliced from 2 exons.